Molecule: messenger RNA, 2311 nt
Organism: Spinacia oleracea (spinach)
Lineage: Eukaryota; Viridiplantae; Streptophyta; Magnoliopsida; Caryophyllales; Amaranthaceae
Product: ribosome biogenesis regulatory protein homolog
Exons: 8
Coding region: 1176-2210 (344 amino acids)
Biological process (GO): ribosomal large subunit biogenesis; ribosome biogenesis; endonucleolytic cleavage in ITS1 to separate SSU-rRNA from 5.8S rRNA and LSU-rRNA from tricistronic rRNA transcript (SSU-rRNA, 5.8S rRNA, LSU-rRNA)
Cellular component (GO): preribosome, large subunit precursor; nucleolus; nucleus
Molecular function (GO): protein binding
Source: RefSeq, a predicted model, not a curated record
CUAGGCUCCUUAUCUCCCUUCUUACCCCAACAGUUUUAAUUUUGAUUUUGCAAUCACCCAAACAAUUCAAAAUUCUCAAAAAAAGAAAAAAUUAAAUCACCUCCUGCUACAAUUUAUUUACGGAUGCUUGCCCAUUUUUCACCUUCCAAAAUCAACCCAGCCUAGUCCUAUUAGUUCAAUUAAUACCCCAUUGAAAUAAAAAUCCCAGAAAAUAUUAUGAUUUUUGAUAAUCAACAACAAUAAUUUUAGAAAAAAUGAAUUUAAAUAAUCAAAUUGAAUUGAAUCGUUAUGGGCAAACAUUAAAUUAUCAAUGUUAUUGUUGUAGUUGUUGGUGUUAUGUCGUGUUGAUGUCUCCGCUGCUUCUUCUCUCUUCUGCCUCAUCUCCCUCCGCGCCAUUACAAGAGUGUACCUGUUGUUGUAUGCAGUGGUUGAUGUUGAAGCUGAUUAUUGUUUUCGUAGAUAUUGUUAUAGGCCUUUAAGGGUUGAAUGUUACGUAUAUUACUCUUGUUUUGGAUCAAAGGGCUGCCUUCAAGAUGAAUGUUUUGGAUCCACCACGAAUACCAAUAUACGUAGUACAUUGCACUAUUACAGUUGUAGUCUUGUAGUGAUUCAUUGUUGUUGUGGGUGUUGUGUUGAACUGUUAAUGUUGCUGCUAACAUGUUAAUUGCUUCUUCUCUAUUUUAUUAAAUUUUUUUUUUUUGUUAAAAGUCAAGUAUUUAUGACCAAUGACAACAAGACACGUGUAUAUUUUUACCUGUUGGGUAAGGUUGAUUCCGGUUUUGACCCAUUUAAAGUGAAUGACAAUAAAAGUUCGGAUUAUUAAAAAAAAAAUUCAUAGUUGGGAUUAUUAAAAGCAAACCCUCCAAAGUUGAGAUUAUUCUAGUCAAUUUUUCCUUUAUUUAUUUGAGCUAUAUUUUUUUUGAGCUACGUAGCACAAAAUAGCUACAAGUUUUUUUGAGCUGCUUAUGACUUGGAAUAUAUAUAGGAAGGUUUUGUCUUUGUUAGAAUAUAUAGAACGACAGCGUUUUAACUAUCUAUUUUAUGUUACGGCGCCGUUUUUAUGCCCAUUGCUCUGUUUUCGUUUUUAAGGCUUGGUUUUUUCACAGUCAAGAAAGAAAGAGUUAAGUUGAAGCUCCCCUUUUUUGAGCUCACAAAUUUGAGAAGAGAGAGAAAUAAUGGCGGAGAUUGAAACCCAGAAAGGAUUUCAAAUUGAUUUGGGGAAUCUUUUCGCUUUUAACCCUAAUCACUACUUCCCUGUUAUCCCAUCUUCAAGGGAGGAGUUGGUGAAAGAAUGCCUGGAGAAGGGAACAGAACUAGCACAAGCAAUUGCAGAUUCCCUCUUCAACUUGCCCGCUACUGAAGAUGUUGAUGGACCCAUUGUCAAAUUGCCUCCACCGACUACUAGACUUCCUAGGCAGAAGCAUCUCCCCAAAGCACAACCUCAAACAAAGUGGGAGGCUUUUGCACAGAAGAAGGGCAUAAAGAAGCGCAAGAAAGACAAAAUUGCAUAUGAUGAAAGGACUGGUGCUUGGAAGCGCACCUACGGGUAUGAUCGUGCAAAUGAUAAAGAUGAUAUUCCUAUUAUUGAUGCCAAGCCAACUGAUGAGCCUGGCUUGGAUCCUUUUGCAAAGCGAAAAGCUGAGAAGAAGCAGCGAGUAGAGAACAAUGAGAAGAAUCAUUUGAAGAAUCUAAAGGUGGCUUCAAAGAUUGGUGCCCUGCCAAGCCAUGUUCAACUAGCUGCUACAGCAUUGCCCAUAAGUGGAAGUCAUGCCGCUCCAAAGAAACUCAACAAAACUGAACUAGAGGAAGUUGCUGGUGCAGCUGCAACAUCCACAGCUAGUAUCGGGAAAUUUGACAAAAAAUUACCUGGAGAAAAGCCAUUAAAAAACAAAGGGAAACAUCGAAAGUUUCUACCUGUUGCACAAGGAAAGGGUAUGGGUUCGCAAGAAAAAGAACAAACUGAUAAGAUUCUGAACAAGCUCUUUUCCAAGCAUUCUCACGAGUCACUUAAUGUCAACAAGGCUGUUAGAAAUAUCAAUUUGCAGCAGGAGAAGCAGCAACAAAGGAACAAACGAGACAAGGGUUCCUCAAGUAAGUUGGAUCCGAAGAAAAAAUCUUUCAAGAAAUCCCCAUAUAAAGGAUCUUCAAACAAGGGAUCUUCAAACAAGGGAUCUUCAAAGAAGGGGUCAUUUAAAUCAAAAUCAUCUUAGAACUGUUUAAUCAUACAUGUGUGUGUAUGUAUGUAGUAGUAUGAGACAUCAAAAUUUUGGCUAUUUAUGCAAUUCCAAUUCGAGUUUGUUAUUUCUCUCUA